AAAAGUCCAAGAAAGAAGCAGCAAAGUAUGCGCAUAAGAUUCUACUGGUUGGUCCACACAUGACCAUUUUGUAAUCAAACAACUAUACACCAAUAUAUUGAAUGCUAGCUUUUAAGCUUAGUCUUUAGCUAGGGACAUAUAUGAGUAUUUUCUCUGUUAUUUAGCUUUGAAGAUUAUUUUAGAACCAAAUUAAAUGGUAGUGCUUGUUACUUUAAGGCAAUCCUUAAAUUCAGGAGCAAAAUAAUCAGCACUCAAACUCCUUUCCAAGUCACUCUUCUUAAUUAAGAGCAAAAAUUCAAAAUUUUCUCAAUUGCCUUUGUCAAAACCUCAAUUCUCAACCCUAUCACUAUGGAGUUCUCAUCUCCACCUUCAACUUCUCCCUGUGUGACAGCACCAACCAGCCCAACUUCUUUCACGGUGCAAUAUUACCAUAGCGCCCCAGCUAGCCCAGGUAAAAAGUUUGGUAGCACUAUAACUGGUGGUGGCGAUUGUGGGUUGACCUUGGAUGAUUUUGAAUUUGAAACGAGUAAAAAGUUCGAUACUAGUUGUGUGGUGUUUGAGACAUGUCAUGAGAACUUUGAGCACUCCGAGGAUGAUCAACCGUGGGACGAGAAACGAAGAGAGAGGGGUGGCUCACUCCCCGAGAUGGCAUUUGCAGAUGAACUUUUCUUUAACGGUCAUAUCAUGCCCCUUAAACUACCACCAAGGCUCCAAUGCGAACGUGACAUGAAAUUAUAUACUAGCCAACGAUCCAUAACAUGCUCAACUAUCUCUCCAAGUGCUAUGGUUAAGUCCCCGUUUGCUCGCCGGGACGUUGAUCCUUUUGUCGUUGCCAUGCAAAAGGUGAUGAAGGGAGAACAUAGGCGGAGGCAUAGCACUUCAAAUCAUCACCAUAGGCGCACAAGGUCAUAUUCACCAUUUAGAACACAAAAUUUGGAGUGGACAAUUGAGGAGAUGAGAAAUGAAAUUGUUUCCAUGUCACCCAUUCAACCUUCAAGUCCAAAAACAAGAAAUCCCAUUGAGUCCAAGGCCAAGGGGGCAUCAUAUGGAAGAUGGGUUCUAGACCAUUCCAAAGGAUCCAGCAAGACCAAGAACUUGCUUUUUGGAACAAAAGAGCCCAACAAGCCCACUUCAAAUGCUGUUGCUAAAAACUCUAAUGAGGGGGAUGUGUUUGUGCAAACCAAAAUGCAAAAAUUUAAAGGAAUGCUAGAGAGAUAUGCAUCAUUUGCAAAGGAGAACAGCGAAGGAAAGAUGAUAAGUCCAAUUUCAUCACUAUGGAAGCCUAAUUACUUCAAGAAGUUGAGUUUCAAGUUCAAGUGGAAUGCUAAUGGCAGUGAGAAUAAAAAGGUUGAUGGAGGGGAGUCAAAGUUGGUGAUACUGAAGUACAAACCAGCACUUUGUUUGGGUUAUGGACUAGAAAGUCCUAGGACAUGAAGCAAGCUUAAAGAAAGACAAUCUGUCAAUAGCGUUUGUGGUUGUUGAUUUUUUUCUGAAAUGUGAACUUGAAAAUUCCUUUGGCAAAGAAAGGAAAGAAGUGUAGGAUUCUUCAUUUGAAUGGAGUUUUAAGUGAUUGAUGUUCCAUAUAGAAUUUCAACAUAUUUAUGACAUUUUAUCUUUAAUGAAAUUAAAGCUCUUUUUUUUGUAUCA
Molecule: messenger RNA, 1647 nt
Organism: Capsicum annuum
Lineage: Eukaryota; Viridiplantae; Streptophyta; Magnoliopsida; Solanales; Solanaceae
Exons: 1
Coding region: 349-1434 (361 amino acids)
Source: RefSeq, a predicted model, not a curated record